Papaver somniferum (opium poppy) is the source of this 1226-nucleotide messenger RNA. RefSeq lists its product as uncharacterized. Bases 594 to 911 code for a protein of 105 amino acids. Lineage: Eukaryota; Viridiplantae; Streptophyta; Magnoliopsida; Ranunculales; Papaveraceae. The transcript is spliced from 3 exons. The record is from RefSeq and is a predicted model, not a curated record.
UGUUGUUUCAUCCAUCUUCCUUUCCUUCUGGCCGGUCUAUCCAUUCGCAAGUGCAGUUACAGGUACUGGUCAUACGUAGUCUUAUUUCUCUUUGUUUCUGUUAUUCUUUGCUGACAUUUCUCUGCACCAAUUGAGUUACCGUUAUUAUUCCAAGUCUCACUCUCUUUCUCUCUGGAGAUCUCUGUGACUAUGAAUAUAUAUAUAUAUAUAUAUAAAGCUUUGACAUUCAAAGUCACUACGGUUAUGCCAUCACGAGGUUCUCAUUUCGAGUCCAUGGGACAAAAGAAGGAAAUGGUAGUUGUAAAAAGAAAUAAUAACGUUUUCAUGUCAUUCUUCUUUUCUUACUUGGGGUUGGGAAGGUCUUCUUCCUGUGUAACGGUCACACUAAUAUUCAAGCUACGUUAACACGCGUUGAUUGCACCACCAUUUCUCCUAUAAAAAGCCCCUUGGCACCGAUACCUUUUCAUGCGCAUGCAUGCGUAUAUAUCUUUUGCAGCCACCCCUUUACAUCCACUUUUCUUUACCAUCCCAUUCAUCACCAGGAACUUGGCUAGUUCAAGAACAAACAAAGGAGUUAUACUGGAAAGAGUUUUAUGGAAAUGUCUAGGGAAGAAGAUGAUAGAAGGCAAUACCAAUGCUUACGGAAAUACGAAGCUAUAGUAAAACAGUUUGAUGAGCUGAUCGACAUGAUGAAUGCUAGAACAAGACCGCCGAAGCGUCGUAGGGUCUCCUCCUCUUCGAGUUCGCGAGGGAGUGGUAGUGCCACCACUGCUGCACCUACGCCGGUUCAACCUGGCAUGGAUGACUUAUUUGUGCAGACAAUAACAAGAUUUCUCGACGAGCUAAAUACAACUGCUUCCGCAUUGCAGCAGCAUGAUACCAGUGCAUCAAAUUCCACUAAUCAAGAUUAGUUAACUUUGAGUAUUAAUCAUGAGUUGCAUGAUUAACGAUAACCGGCGUAAACCUCAUCAUUAUAGCAACUAAUUAAUCAAAAGAUUAAUUACCAAUCAAUUAAUCCAGCCCACAUUAUACAUGUGUGUGGCUGUCUUAGCUUAACGACUACGACUAAUGAUCAUGUAAUUAGUCCUUGAUUUAGAUGAAACAGUUAGAGGCCAAUUUGGUACAUUUCAUAUGUAGCAUGGUGUACCCUUUUUUUUUUGUUACUGUGGAGAUUGAUAUUUAUUUUGGUCUGGGUCGACAUUAUUUCAGUCUGCAGUACAACUACC